AGGUAAGACUGGCUAUCGCCGGUCACUUCGAGAGCCAGAAAUUAACCACGCGCCCCUUUCUCCACCUCCGCAUAUUUGCCGGCGCUUCUCAAUUUCUCCAUUUCAAAAAUUAAUCCAAAAAAGAAAAAAGAAAAAAAAAUUAUGAAAAACAAAUCCCAAAACUGAAAUCGUUAGAUUGGGGUUUGGUUCUUUGUUCUCAAACAAGCAAAAGAAGAAGAAGGAAGAACAAUAAUCUCAAUCUCAAAAAAUUUCUCAAAUCUCUGAAAUCGGCGGGCCCGUUCCUUCCUCCAGGUGAAAGCGAGCGAUCAUCGGCAUUCGAUUUGAUUUUCUUGUUUUUCUCUGAAGAAAAUUGAUCGGAAAAAGCUUCGAUCGGAUGGAGGAAAUUCCGUCGGCGGCGGCAGUUAUCGCGUACAAGCUCACGGACGCCUCCAGUUGGUGGAACGAUGUCAAUGAAUCUCCGCUGUGGCAGGACCGCAUCUUUCACAUCCUCGCCGCCUUGUACGGUGUCGUCGCUGCCGUUGCUCUGAUUCAACUUGUUCGGAUACAAUUGAGGGUGCCGGAGUACGGUUGGACGACGCAGAAGGUUUUCCACUUUCUCAACUUUGUGGUGAAUGGGGUUCGGGCUUUAGUUUUCGUGUUCCGCAGAGAUGUGCAGAAGUUGCAGCCAGAGAUUGCCCAGCAUAUCUUGCUUGAUUUGCCAAGUCUUGUUUUCUUCACCACUUAUGCGCUUCUAGUUCUAUUCUGGGCUGAAAUUUACUAUCAGGCACGUGCGGUAUCUACUGAUGGGCUAAGGCCAAGUUUCCUCACUAUCAAUGCUGUGGUUUAUGUCAUUCAGAUUGCCUUGUGGUUUAUAUCAUGGUGGAAGCCCAUUCCCGCUGUCAUCAUUCUGUCUAAGAUCUUCUUUGCAGGUGUAUCCCUAUUUGCCGCACUUGGGUUUCUUCUGUACGGGGGAAGGCUCUUCUUGAUGUUGCAACGCUUCCCUGUAGAAUCAAAAGGCCGCCGUAAGAAGCUGCAGGAGGUUGGCUAUGUGACAACCAUAUGCUUUUCAUGUUUCCUUAUCAGAUGCAUCAUGGUGUGCCUGAAUGUGUUUGAUAAAGCUGCUGACCUUGAUGUUUUGGAUCAUCCAAUUCUAAACUUGAUAUAUUACCUGUUGGUGGAGAUAUUACCCUCUUGUUUAGUGCUAUUCAUUUUGAGGAAAUUACCUCCCAAACGUGGGAUCACGCAGUAUCACCCAAUUCGCUGAGGAGAACUGGGAGACAUGACUGAAAAUGCACAGAGAGAUGUGGGGGUGGUACAUGUCAAUUUUCGAGACGCUUAUCUACCUCUAAAGAGGAUGAAACUUUGGAAGGAGAACAAAGGGAACAAGCUAAAGUCAUGGGUUCUGAAACUGAAUGUAUGAAUUGGUUCUCUGUAAUGGUUGUAGAUCUGUCAAAAAGAAUGACCUGUAUUUUUAGUAUUUUGAAAUGUGGUGUGACUUGUUUGUUAUGGUCUUUGCUUCAUCUGUUUUAAAUCACCUAUGGAGCUUUGUGGAUUCAUCUCCACAAUGAAUGGAAAAUCAGCUGAAAAAAAAAAGAUGGUUUUCUUGUAUGAA
Messenger RNA from Morus notabilis, 1591 nucleotides. RefSeq names its product tobamovirus multiplication protein 3. NCBI's taxonomy places the organism in Eukaryota, Viridiplantae, Streptophyta, Magnoliopsida, Rosales, Moraceae. The transcript is spliced from 11 exons. The record is from RefSeq and is a predicted model, not a curated record. Bases 374 to 1243 code for a protein of 289 amino acids.